Molecule: messenger RNA, 5508 nt
Organism: Betta splendens (Siamese fighting fish)
Lineage: Eukaryota; Metazoa; Chordata; Actinopteri; Anabantiformes; Osphronemidae
Gene: cftr
Product: CF transmembrane conductance regulator
Exons: 27
Coding region: 795-5321 (1508 amino acids)
Biological process (GO): bicarbonate transport; chloride transmembrane transport
Cellular component (GO): plasma membrane; apical plasma membrane; cytosol
Molecular function (GO): ATP hydrolysis activity; chloride channel activity; ABC-type transporter activity
Source: RefSeq, a predicted model, not a curated record
UGUUUUGAUCUUCACAUUUUUAUCUUUGUUCCCUCAUGGAAUGCCGGGGGGAGUGGUUGGUCCUCCCUGUCUUGAAACUGAGCAUAAUCUGAAACUGAUUAAAAAGUUUCAAGUUCAUUUAGACGUCUCGUGUUUCUACUGUCUUGUUAAUGAGAUGGAGGCAGCAGACUGGAGUGAAAUAAUAAAAAAGCCUUCAGGAGAAGUCCAGUAGCACCUUUUGAUAAAUAAAACGCUUAUUUUUUUCUUCCAUUAUAUUUAUUGGAAUUUUGAAUUAAGGGAGUGCACAUUUGAAAAAUGAGAUUUUCUGUUACUUUGCACAAAUUUCCAUUAUAGUUUUACAUGUCUUAGGAAAGAGGGGACAAACCUUUAUUCAGUCAGGUUUCCAUUCAUGUAUUUUCUGUCACAACUUAAACUAAGGCAAAUGUCGUCAGCAGAAAGUAACCAGUAACUAAUCUAGUAUUGACUGAUGCCCACACACCGUGGACUCCCGUUGCUCCCUACGUGUCCAGCUUUUCCGUGUGGUCACACUUUGCAACCUGUGCUGGUCAGCGUGGAAAUGACGUGCGUCUCCGCGGCCCAUAAAGGAUGGACUGUCCCGUUGAAACGCGCAGAGCCAGAGGCGUGGGGCCACGGGAGCAUCCGCACAUCGGCCGUGCUCUUUGGGGAGGACGGUGACAGAACACCCCAUCUACCGGAGGGGAAACCGGAGCGCGCCGGAGACGGUGACGGAACGGACGCCCAUGUGAGCGACGCGCGGAGACGACUCAGGUGCACAGAGACGAACUGCACUGAGGAUGCAGAAGUCACCGGUGGAAGAGGCGAACUUUCUCUCCAGGUUUUUCUUCUGUUGGACAACACCACUGCUGAGGAAAGGCUUCAAAAAGAAGUUGGACCUGACAGACGUGUAUAAGGCUCCUUCUUUCGAUCUGGCUGACAACCUCUCUGAGAGACUCGAAAGAGAAUGGGACAGAGAGGUGGCAUCUGCCAAGAACAAGCCGAAGCUGAUGAGAGCUCUGGCCCGGUGCUUCUUUGGCCCCUUUGCCAUCUAUGGUGUCCUCCUUUGGCUUGGGGAGGCUUCCAAGACAGUGCAGCCACAGCUUCUGGGUCGAAUCAUUGCCUCGUUCGACCCCUUCUUUGCUGCAGAACGCAGACAGGGAUAUUUUCUGGCCCUGGGCCUCUGUCUCCUCUUCACCGCGCGCUUCCUCCUGCUGCAGCCGGCCAUCUUUGGCUUGCACCACCUGGGCAUGCAGAUUCGAAUUGCCAUCUUCAGUCUCAUAUAUAAGAAGACCCUGAAGUUAUCCAGCCGAGUCUUGGAUAAGAUCAGCACUGGUCAGUUGGUCAGUCUGAUGUCUGCACACCUCAACAAACUGGAUGAGAGCCUGGGUCUGGCCCAUUUUGUGUGGAUCACCCCCCUGCAGUGCAUACUGUGCGUGGGUCUGAUUUGGGAGUUGAUCGAGAUGUACGGCUUGUGUGCGCUGGCCGCUCUCACUCUGCUGGGUAUCAUACAGGCCUGGUUGUCGCAGAAGAUGGGUCCCCACCGGGUGAAGCGUGCAGGACUGAUCAGCCGCCGCCUGGCUCUCACCACUGAAAUUGUGGAGAACAUUCACUCUGUGAAGGCGUAUGGGUGGGAGGAGGUGAUGGAGACCAUCAUUAAGAACAUCAGACAAGACGAGAUGACGCUGACGAGGAAGAUUGGUUCUCUGCGUUACUUCUACAGCGCUGCAUACUUCUUCUCCGCCAUCUUGGCUAUCGUGUCAGCGAUCGUACCCUAUGUCUUGACUCAAUCUAUCAACCUGCGCCGUAUCUUCACCACAGCCUCCUACUGCAUGGUGCUGAGAAUGACGCUCACGCGCCAGCUGCCAGGAUCCAUACAGAUGUGGUACGACACGCUGGCACUGGUCCAGAAGAUUGAGGAGUUCUUGAUGAAAGAAGAAUACUGUGUGCUGGAGUACAACCGAACCACCACCGAAGUGGAGCUUGUCAACGUGUCUGCAUCAUGGGAUGAGGGCAUUGGUGAGCUGUUUGAGAAGAUCAAGCAGGAGAACAAAGCAAACGGACACCCGAACGGUGACGCCGGCAUCUUCUUCACCAACCUGUACGUCACACCCGUCCUGAAAAACAUCAGCUUGUACCUGGAAAAGGGCAAGAUGCUGGCAGUAGCUGGAUCCACCGGCUCAGGAAAGAGCUCCCUGCUCAUGAUGAUCCUGGGUGAGCUGGUGCCAUCAGAGGGGACCAUCAGACACAGCGGGCGCAUCUCCUUCUCACCACAGACAGCGUGGAUCAUGCCUGGAACCAUCCGUGACAACAUCUUGUUCGGCCUGACCUACGACGAGUACCGAUACACGUCUGUGAUCAAGGCCUGCCAGCUGGAAGAGGACUUUGCCCUGCUGCCUGAGAAAGACAAGACGCUCCUUGUGGAGGGAGGGGUCACGCUCAGCGGCGGCCAAAGGGCUCGUCUCAGCCUGGCCAGGGCUGUGUAUAAAGAUGCUGACCUGUACCUCCUUGAUGCACCUUUCACCCACCUGGACAUUGUGACAGAAAAAGAGAUCUUUGAGAAGUGCGUCUGUAAACUCAUGGCCUCCAAGACUCGUAUUGUGGUGACGAGCAAACUGGAGCAUCUUAAACGAGCAGACAAAAUCCUCCUGCUGCACAAUGGAGUCUGCUACUUCUACGGCACCUUCUCAGAGCUGCAAGCUCAGCGUCCUGACUUCAGCUCGCUCCUCCUCGGCCUGGAAGCUUACGACAACAUCAACGCGGAGCGUCGCAGCUCCAUUCUGACAGAAACUCUUCGCAGAGUCUCCGUUGAUGAGACGGCCAGCUUCCGGGGCCCAGAGCCCGUUCGCCAGUCGUUCCGCCAGCCCCCGGCGCCGCUCAUUCUCUCUGGACCCCCGGGCCAACCUUUAAGUGAUGGCUAUCCAGAAAAACGCAAGCAGUCACUCAUCCUGAGUCCCCUGGCAGCUGCCCGCAAGUUUUCCUUUAUCGGGAACUCCCAGCAGAGCGCUGCCACCCCCCCGGCCCCACCACCAGAGAACGGGGUCUGUGAACUUCCCGAAAGGAAAUUCUCUGUGGUCCCUGAGGAUGAUCAAGUGGAGGAGGUUCUCCCCAGAAGCAACCUGUUCCACCACGGCUUGCAACAUCUGAAUGGGCCACGGCGCCAGUCUGUUCUGGCAUUUAUCACCAACGCUCAGGGCCACGAGCGCAGGGAGCAGAUGCAGUCAUCCUUCAGAAGGAAGCUGUCGGUCACGCCUCAGUGUGACCUGGCGACUGAGCUAGACAUUUACGCCCGCCGCCUGUCCAAGGACAGCAUUUACCACAUUACUGAAGACGUGGAUGAAGAAGACAUGGAGCAAUGUUUCGCUGAUGAACACGACAACAUCUUUGAAACUACCUCAUGGAGUACUUACCUACGCUACGUCACUACAAAUAGGAGCCUAGUCUACGUUCUCAUUUUCAUCGUUUUCGUGUUUGUUCUUGAGGUUGCUGGUUCGGUCAUUGGAGUUUUCUUUAUUACUCACCAAAUCUCCAGUGACCCCGCCAAUCGUUCCCCCAACCAGCUCAUCCAGCAGCAGUCCAACUCGUCAGUCCAUGUGUCGGUCAUCGUGACAUACACCAGUGCGUACUACAUCAUGUACAUCUUCGUGGCCACGUCAGAGAGCGUGCUGGCUUUGGGAUUUUUAAGGGGCCUGCCAUUAGUACACACGCUUCUCACGGUGUCUAAAAGACUGCACGAACAGAUGCUGAGCUCUGUGCUGCGAGCCCCGAUGGCCGUGCUGAACACCAUGAAGACGGGCAGGAUCAUGAACAGAUUCACCAAGGACAUGGCAACCAUAGAUGACAUGUUGCCUCUGGUGCUCUUUGACCUCAUACAGCUCACUCUGAUUGUUACUGGUGCCAUCUUUACCGUGUCAAUUAUGGAGCCAUACAUCUUCAUUGCUGCCAUCCCGUUGGGUGUCAUCUUUGUUAUCCUGAGGAAGUAUUUCCUGCGAACAGGGCAGCAACUCAAACUACUAGAAGCUGAAGCUCGUAGCCCGAUUUUCUCCCACCUCAUCAUCUCGCUGAAGGGCUUAUGGACCAUACGGGCAUUUGGGCGUCAGACUUACUUUCAGAUGCUCUUCCACAAGGCGCUGAACACUCACACGGCCACUUGGUUCCACUACCUGGCUACACUGCGUUGGUUCCUCUUCCGCUGCGACAUGAUCUUCGUCCUGUUCUUUUCUGCCGCUGCCUUCAUUGCUGUGGGAACCAACCAGAACAAACCGGGCGAGAUCGGCAUCAUCGUCGCUCUGGCCAUGCUGAUCCUGGGGACGUUCCAGUGGGCUGUCAUCACCAGCAUCACAGUGGACGGACUGAUGCGUUCGGUGGAUCGAGUGUUCAAAUUCAUUGACCUGCCCUCAGAAGAGCCACUGCUGGGGAAAUCCCGCGGUAAAGGAGGCCCCGACCUUGUCAUUGACAACCCUCACGCCCAUGACUGCUGGCCGAGUCACGGCCAGAUGGACGUCCAAGGCCUGACCGUCAAAUACACCGAGGCUGGACGCGCUGUCCUCAGUGACAUCUCCUUCUCCGUGGAGGGCGGCCAGAGUGUGGGUCUACUGGGCCGAACUGGUUCAGGUAAGAGCACCCUGCUGUCAGCGCUGCUGCGUCUCGCCUCCACAGAUGGAGACAUUUCCAUCGACGGCGUCUCCUGGAGCUCCGUCUCUCUGCACACCUGGAGAAAGGCCUUUGGAGUUGUCCCACAGAAAAUCUUUAUUCUGACUGGAACUUUCCGGAUGAACCUGGAUCCCCACGGUCGUCACAGUGAUGAAGAGCUAUGGAGGGUCGCUGAGGAGGUGGGUCUGAAGUCAGUCAUUGAGCAGUUUCCUGACAAGCUGGACUUCCAGCUGGAGGAUGGAGGCAACGUGUUGAGCAACGGACACAAGCAGCUGCUCUGCCUCGCCCGCUCCAUCCUCAGCCAGGCACGCAUUCUGCUUCUGGACGAGCCCUCGGCGUACCUCGACCCCAUAACGUUGCAGGUUCUACGGAAAACGCUUAAGCACGCGUUCUCUCGCUGCACCGUCAUCCUGUCAGAACACAGAGUGGAGCCGCUGCUGGAGUGUCAGUCUUUCCUGAUGAUUGAAGGCAGUUCCAUGAAAAGCUACGACUCCAUCCAGAAGCUGUUAAAUGAGACCAGUCACCUGAAGCAGGCCAUGAGCCCUGCAGACAGACUCCAUCUCUUCCCACCACUUCACCGCCUCAACUCCAGCAAGAGGGCGCCGCCGCAGACGGGCAAGAUCUCAUCGCUGCCCGAAGAAGCCGAGGACGACGUCCACGACACUCGCCUCUAGUCGGCCACACACACGGACACACACGGACAUAAAACCUGCCUGUUACACAAAGUCAGACCGUAAUGUCCCAAAUUUUUUAAUUUUAAUUUUUAUAUUUUAUCAAACCAAUGUACUGUAAUAAUUCUUAAUAUAAUUCCUGUAUGGAUGGAUGUGAUAACCCACAAUAAAUAGGACAUUAAUAAUAACA